This is a messenger RNA of Chara braunii, 1937 nucleotides long. NCBI's taxonomy places the organism in Eukaryota, Viridiplantae, Streptophyta, Charophyceae, Charales, Characeae. The record is from the annotation of a GenBank genome assembly.
GUCGAUAAAUCGAAUCGACAGCCCGCGCUGCUUCGAGAUUUGGGCGGCCGGCGUGGCGCGCAGUGCCCAAGUACUGGUGGUUUAAUAAUUUGUAGUUGAUGAGCCGCGCGUUGGUCAGUGGAGGAGGAGGAGGAGGAAAUACAGGAGGACGAGGACGGGGAGGAGGAGGGGAGGAGGAGGAGGAAGUACAAGAGGUGGACGAUGACGAGGAGGAGGAAAAGGAGGAGGAGGAAGAGGAGGAAGUACAGGACGAGGACGACGACGGGGAGGAGGAGGAGGAGGAGGAGCAGGAGGCGGAAGUACAGGAGGAGGACGAUGACGGGGAGGAGGAGGAGGAAGUACAGGAUGAAGUACAUAAGGAAGACGAUGACAGGGAGGAGGAGGAAGUACAAGAGGAAGACGACCACGGGGACGAGGAAGAGGAGGAGGACGAUGACGACGAGGAGGACGAGGAGGACGAGGAGGACGAGGAGGACGAGGAGGAGGGGGAUGGACACCUGCCACGACGAUGGCGUGCUCCCUGCGAAGCUGCGUCGACAUCGACGAUGGCGUCAGCUGCGAGGUUAGGAGCUUGGGUUCGGUGCCCGAUGGGAAUCUGCAAUGCGCCUGCCACGUUUCAGCGGGCGAUGAAUGUGACUUUUCAGAAUUUCGUCAAUAAGACGCGCCUGACUCAGGGGAUGAUCAACUUCUGUGUCAUUGUGUACAUGGAUGACAUUCUGGUGUACUCGGACACGUUUCACGGACACGCGCAGCACAUCAAAUGGACGUUGGGGGCGCUGAGAGACGCAGGUUUCAAGAUUGCGCUGGAAAAGAGCGAGUUUUUCCUCCCGGAAAUCUCGUUCUUGGGGUAUGUGGUGACACGUGGAGGCCUGCGGCCGGACUCUCGAAAAUUCAUUGCGGUCAAGGAGGCCUCGGUUCCGACCUCAUUGACGCAGGUUCGAGCUUUCCUGGGCCUGGCCUCGUACUACCGGCGGUUCAUCAAGGGGUUCGCGACUAUAGCAAGGCCUCUGACAAACCUGUUGCGAAAAGAACAGCCCCUUCAUUGGGAUGAUGAGUGCAACCAAGCCUUCAGGGCCUUGAAGGAAGCUCUCGUCACGGCCCCGAUUUUGAUCCGGUCGGACACCUCUCGGCAGUUUAUCCUCAUCACUUACUGGCAGUCGGAGGCUAUUUCGGCCAUUCUGGCGCAGAAGGGAAACGAUGGGAAGGAGCAUGUCAUUGAGUAUGCUUCCCUGACGGUGCCAGACGAGCGACGAAACGAUUCCGCGCCACAAGGAGAAUGUUAUGCGGUAGUGUGGGGUAUCCAACACUUCCACCCGUAUUUGUACGGUCAGAAGUUUCUGCUCGUCACCGACCAUGAACCUCUGUUGACUCUGAAGAAGCUAACCAACUACACGGGCAUGAUCGGACGAUGGGCGGUGCGGUUGCAAGAGUAUGAAUUCGACAUUGUUCAUCGAAAAACGGAAAGACACGGCAACGCUGACGGACUGACACGUCUGCACCGACCUGACAAAGUACCAAAAGCGGAAGAGAUCACACCGUGCAAGGACCCGGACAUCAACAACGGUCCAAAGUACGGAGAAGUUGCGGUGAUUCCACGUGGCAAGACGCCGGUGAAGGGCAAUGGGUGACGGAGGUAAUGUCCUGAUUCCCUCUCUUUCUUCCCCAUCCUCUUCUUUAGCCUCCCUUCCUGACAAAUUUUGCUAUUUCUGCGAGGCAAUUUCUCGAGUCUAUUCCGUCCACAUGUGUCCAAAAGGGACGAGAUAUGCUGAAUGGGUAAACUGUCGAACAUGUGUCGCACGUGCUUAUGGUGCGUGCAUACAGUAUUGGAGUAGUGAUAGACCCUGGUUCUGUCCCUUAUGUCGCACUGACAAGAUUCCGACGGAAGCCCGAUUCCUCGAUGCCACGUCGGAAGGCCCCGAUAAAAUCCAGAAGUUUAG